This is a messenger RNA of Zerene cesonia (dogface butterfly), 1240 nucleotides long. It is a transcript of the gene mRpS22, whose product is annotated as 28S ribosomal protein S22, mitochondrial. The coding region runs from base 71 to 1201 and encodes 376 amino acids. The transcript has 7 exons. Lineage: Eukaryota; Metazoa; Arthropoda; Insecta; Lepidoptera; Pieridae. The record is from RefSeq and is a predicted model, not a curated record. Gene Ontology annotation, molecular function: structural constituent of ribosome. Gene Ontology annotation, cellular component: mitochondrial small ribosomal subunit.
AAAGCUGUCAAUCACCCAUCUUCAUCUUUCAAAUUUCGCUUAGGUUAUGUUUUCAGAUUAAAUAAUAAUCAUGUCUUUAUUAAAAUUCGUAAGAUCUAAUACAAAACACAUAUUUGUUAAAUAUAAUGAGACGCAGGCUUGUAUAGUUUCAUGUAGAAAAUUAAGUAUUGUGCCAUCUGUCUAUGAUAAAGAUAACCCAGCGCCGAAGUUUUUUUCAUCAGGUGUUCAAAUUCUCUUAAAAAGAUUAACAAGACCUGAUUUCGCGAAAGUAUUCCGCAAAAGAACUAAUGGUUCUGGUCCUGUUCUGCGUACGCCUAUAUAUAAGUUUCUAACUGACGAAGAAUUAAAUGUUGAGAGACAGAUAGCUAAUAAAAGUGCAGAUCGAUUAUUACAGAUGCCUCCUGUUGUAAAGAUUCUUGAACCAGUUGAAGAUGUUCUUUCAAAGGACCCAGCUAUAGUUGGAUAUGAUAACAGCACAUAUAUGUUCACAGAUAUUACUUUUGGUAUUGAUAAUGAACAUAGAAUUAUUAUACAAAGGAAACCAGAUGGAACACUGGAAUCUUGUGAUCAAGACACCAAGAAGAGACUGAAUCAGAUAUAUUUUCCAAUACCAGGCCGCAAAUUACGAGAGCCGAAGGUAUUUUCCGAACAAGAUAAGUUUGACAGUUUGUUGGAGCGAGAGAAAUAUGAAUACAUAUUGGACCGAGCAUGCGUGCAAUAUGAACCAGAUGAACGAAAAUAUCAAGAGAUAACCAGCAUCACCUACCAGCAUGUGGAUAUGAAUAGCAAGUUUGAUUUACUUAGGUCAACACGCCAUUUCGGUCCACUAGCCUUCUACCUCACCUGGCAUCACAGUAUGGACAAUUUAAUGCUGGAACUGGUACAGGGUGCUGCAAUUCGCGAAGCAGUGUUGCUGAUUUCGUUGCGGCAUGCUAUCCACGCUGACGUUUCAAAUGGAGAGGACAGCAAUGCUCUGGUGUCUGAGAUCAUACCAAAACCUGUUCAGCUAACCAAGCCAGAAAUACUUACUGAAGAGGAUAUUAAACUAGAUACCAAAUGCACAGAUAUUGUUGAUAAAUAUAUCAAAGAUUCAUCUUCUAUGAAGAGUCAACAGGCAUUAGCUUUACAAGGCUUUAAAGAGUACUAUCAACAAAUGGUCGACCUUAGUAGGGGUCUAAAGAAAGCCCAUGGAACAGCCUAAAUUAUUGUAUAUAGAUUUAAUAAAUGUUUAGAUUAAGAA